UUGACAGCUUUAGUUACUUUUCAGAUGAAGAUUUGACACAAUGGAUAAUACUUAUGUACUUUUACUGUAGUAAAAGACAGCAGGAGCAGAGAUACCAUGCAGGACUUUUACUUUUAAUGGAGUAUUUUUACUUUGCUGUAUUAGUACUUUUACUGCAGUAAAGGAUCUGAAUAUUUCUUCCACAACUUGCAAGGGAGAAAAAACCGUCAAGAGUGUUGAGAGCAGGUUGAAGCCCUGACUUUUGACUUGCAGGCAGCAUUUCUACAUACGUUCACCUCAAGUUUUGUAACUUUGACCAUGUUAAACGUAUAUUCUGACAUCAUAACAAUAUGUAGAUGACAGAAAACCAUUAAGAGCAUAAUAUGUCCCCUUUAAAGAGAAAUGAAAGUGAGAAAUCAACAGCUGCUAAACACCAGAGCUCACUAACAGACUACUUUCAGUUUGACAGUUAGUGGAGCUUGAGCUGCUGCAUUAGGACCCUGCAGAGCUGAGAGAAGAGGGGGAACUAACUCAGAAAAUACAUGGAGGAGGAGGAGGAGGAGGAGGAGGAGGAGGGGGGGGGAUAAAAAGAAGAAGAAAAACAAAGUCUGGAGGCAAAGAAAGACAAACGAUGGGAGAAGAGAUAAAAUAAAGACAGAGACAGACGGACGCUGGGGAGACAUUACGGAAAAGACUGAAGACAGACGGAGUGACAGCUUCAGAUCCAGAGACAGAUAGAGGGAAGAAAGAGAGAGGGAGGAGGAGGAGCUGAGGAGGAGGAGGAGGAGGAGGAGGAGGAGUCCGGGAGGAGGGAGGCAGAUAAAAAACGCACUCAGCAGAGCAGAGUUGUCCAAACUGAGAAGGAUCAGAGAAGAAAAACAGUCUGAUCUGCAGCGUGGAGGACAGGAGGGACGUCUCCGAGCUGAAAGACAAGACAGACGAGAGGAAGAGGUGGAAAAAGAGGAGGAGGAGGAGGAGGCACCAAACCACCCACAGAGAGAAACCGUCCUCACACACAGGCUCACUGUUUGAUCCUCACACACUAUAUUUAUGUUUGGCAAAGAGGCAAAAAGCCUCAACUGGCAGUUUGUGUUUCACAGCAGCUGAGCUUUGACUCACUGACAACGGAAAAAAAGAGCUGAACAGAGGAAGAGGAGAAGGAGAAAGACGCCGGGAGGCUGCAGGAAACUCACAAUAAAGAGCUGCAGAGAAACUACAGAGAAGAUACCGAUAAAUAAAAUCACACAUAAAAAAGACACAAGAAGAAACAAAUGCUCAAAGUUUCAUCACACGACCUUCAGAAGAAGAUCCAGAGAGGAAGAAGAUUUAGAACAAUCACUUUACAACUGUCAUCGCUGAAGUUUCAUUGACUCUAAGAGGAGCAGACUAACAGAAGAGGAUCAUGGGACGUCCAUAAAGACAAGACCUGCGUCCUCCGCUUCCACCUCUGCCACCCCCACCCAGCAUGCUGGCCAGGUUAUCCCAGGGAAGGAGCUCUCCGGGUGGGGCAGGAGGGCUGCUGCUGCUCCCUCUCCUCCUGGGACUGAUGAUGAUGAUGAUGAUGAUGAUGGUGGUGGCGGCGGCGGCGACGAGCGUCGACACCGCAGAGAGCGAGGAGAGCCAGGAGAUCCUGGAGGACGACGAGGCUGUCAGCACCGAGAUCCUGGACUCGGUGUCCACUGAUCUGUCCAGAGUGUCUCCUCUCAGCUCCUGGUUGAUCUUCAGGAGAAACUCCAACAAGGGUGAAAACCGGAAAACCAAAGGGUCCAGGAGAACCUCCAAGCAUGGUCUUCCAGGACCUCCAGGACCUCCAGGACCCCAGGGACCUCCGGGCCCCCCUGCCCCCCUCCUGCCCCAGCAGCAGGAGCUCAUCCAGGAGCUGCAGCUCAAACUGAGAGACGUGGCAGGAGGAGUGUGUUUGCUGUGUGAUCGUCCUCCUCGUGUCUCCACCUCCUUCCUCAGUCGCCUCCUGCAGGCCGUCACCAUCCCCCGCCGCAGCCUGCUGGAGCUGCAGCCCUUCAGCAAGCCCUCAGACUCUGAGCAGAGCCUCCAGAGAGGUCAGAGCUUCAACACCAGCACCGGCCGAUACACGGCAGCCGUGUCGGGCUUCUACCAGCUCACCGCCAGCCUCCUGAUAGAGUCUGGUGACAGGGUUCAGGUCCGCCUCAGAGACAGCGUGAGAGCAGCCAUCUGCAUCGAGUCGCUCUGCCAGAGCAACCUCUCGGUAGAGUCGGUGAUGGGCGUGGCGGCUGCAGGAGGAACAUUCAGUAUCUUACUGACAGGAACGCUCUACCUACAGGCUGGAGAGUACGUGUCGGUGUUCGUGGAUAACGCCACCGGCUCGGCCAUCAGCGUCCUGCAGGACUCUCUGUUCUCGGGGAUCCUGCUGGGAGUCUGACCAGCAGACAGCAGCCUCACGCAGUGACAUCAUCAUCCAGGUUUCCCCUCAGACACCUGCCGUACCUGUAUGACAUCAUCAUCAUCAUCAUCAUCAUCAUCAUCAUCAGCGGCUUCGGAUCAUUUAUGGAACGACUGUUUUUCUGACAUACUUUGCAGUGAACAGGAUCUCAGACUAACGUGAUCUGAAGCAGGUGGUCAGACCUGGAUCAGACUGGAUGUGGUUUGGACUGGUGCUGCUCUGACAGCUAACAGCUGUGAGAGAAGAACAAUCUGAACAAACCAGAUGACACUGAGGCCCCGUUUACACCUGCUGUUAACAUGUGAUCUGUAUCUGGAUGACGACACCUGCUGUUAAACUCUCAGCUGCAUCGAUCAGAUCUCAAUAUGCAGAUCAGCUGGGCGGAGCCAACACGAGCAGAUGUUCCUGUUUCCAGUGAGGGAAGACCUCUUCCUUCCAGCUUUUAUGGAGCUAACAGGAAGUGACCUUCCACUUACUGGAACAUUUGCCAAGAUCCAAUCACAGCGCGAGCCUGACCGCCUCCGAACGUGGUCCGACUGAUCCCAUCACAGCGUGUCACAGGUCACAUGUUAACGGCGGGUGUAAACGGACCACGAGGGCGUUUUCAAACCUGUAGUUGGUUUGCUCUGGUCUGAAUCAGUGGAUCAGGUGAGAACGUUCUCUCCUCUCAUUGGUCGGACGAGUCCGGGGCGGGAAGUGAGAACGUAAACACAACAUGCUACAUUAUGCUAGUCUCCGGCUAGUCGUUAGCAUGAUUACUGUGUUCAGAUCUGCCCAAACGAAUCGGUAUAGAAACGCCCUGAAAUGCCAUAAAUCUCAUUUUCUCAUUUUUCAUAAUUUUAUUUUAUUCGCUCCGUCUGCUUUUCCAAACUAUCAAACUCCAGCUUCAUCUACGACUGAAGCAACGUCUCAUCAAUGACAACAUGAGAACAGAAACAUCUGGAAGCUUUUAGCCACGUUAGCAGCUGUAGAGACGAGACUCUGAGGUUGUUUGGUUUGAAGUGAAAUAGACCGCUAUAAAAAAUCUGGUUCACAGAUUAGUUUUGUCUCGAGGAUGAAUUAUAAUAACUCUGAUUCUCUGACUUUUCAUCUGGUCAAUGCUGAAUUUGUCCAAACCUGCAAAACAACAACAUAAUUGACAGAAGUGGAGGCUCGACUCUUAUUACUAAACUUAUCUGUAUUUAUUGACUUUGUCUUGCAGACAUGAGAGAUGACUGAGUAGCCUGUUGAAGCUUUACUGUAACACUGUAUGAAACUCUCCACCAACAUGCUCCUGUUUAAGCUUUAAUACGUUCUUUAUGUCUCUUUAUGAGACUCGUGUCGGGAGCGAAUCGUCUCCUGAGUUUGAUGUUUGUGAGGUUUUUCUCAUUCACUUCAACGCAGCUUUCCUGGAGUAUCACCUAGUGGACACGAGAGGAACUGCAGCAGCCGUGUGGCGGCCGCUCUUCGUCCGGUGACGGCCGUGAAAUUUUUUUUGCCAAUAUUCAAGUUUUUCUUCAAGUUUUUCUUUUUUUUGUCGAGUCAAAACUGAAACUGAUGAGUUUUUUUAGCAGCAGAUUUCAACUAAUAACUGAAUCAUCGACUCGUUUCUGUUUUUUCUGUACAGAGAUUCAUUUUAUUUACUUUAUUAUAAUAUUAAUAUUUAUUCUCUGGAUGUGAUAAACAAGUUGUGAAUAAUUUGAAUAAUAAAAACAUUUCUACUCCGUCAGUUUGUUC
Molecule: messenger RNA, 4114 nt
Organism: Thunnus maccoyii (southern bluefin tuna)
Lineage: Eukaryota; Metazoa; Chordata; Actinopteri; Scombriformes; Scombridae
Product: erythroferrone
Exons: 8
Coding region: 1445-2377 (310 amino acids)
Molecular function (GO): hormone activity
Source: RefSeq, a predicted model, not a curated record